AUGACCGACGCGCAGGACGUCCUUCAGUACUGGUUCAAUGGCGACCAAACGGAAUUGCAUCGCUCCAAGUGGUUUCCCAUCAAAGAUUCAGACCAGCAGCAUCAAAUAGACAUUGAAAUCGCGCACCGUUUUGGCUCUUUAUUGACGCGCGCCGAGGCCGGAGAUCUCGAAAAUUGGCGUUUCGACUCUCCCGACACUUGUGUGGCACUUAUUCUAGUCCUUGACCAAUUUUCUCGCCAUUUGUAUCGAAAUCGUAAUGUUGCUGUGAAUAGAGAGCAACUUGAGCGAAACGACGCGCACGCUCUGGCAAUUGUCGAGCAAAAUUUGCUCGCAAAGUGCUGGCACGAGACACUGCCCGUGCCUUAUUUCGUAUUUGCAUUGAUGCCAUUGCGUCACUCGCCUACAUCUGAACGGCUUGAUGGUGUAUUAGCAGCAAUUGAAACUCGACGACAAUUGCAACAACAACAUGGAGAAUUGUUGGAGAAAUUUCGACGGACGACGACUAGUAGACUACAACAUUUAAGAGGGAGUGUUUUAGUUGACUUGACAAGUGGCACUUUAGAUGAAGAUAUCUUGGAACGAGCAUUUAUAGAGACGGAUGAGAGUGACAUGUAUAAGAACCGACUGUACCGUACAAUGGACGAGUUUUUGCAGCAGAUGGAAGCUACUGAUCAUUUAUAUAUGGCAGUUUCGCUGUCUGGAGGAGUUGACUCAAUGGUAGUGGCAUAUCUGUUGCACAAAAUGAGUGAAAAACAUGGAGGUUUUACAGUUGUGGCGGUACAUCUUGAUUAUGGAAACCGUCCUGAGAGUAAAGCAGAGUGUGACUAUGUACGUCGCUGGUGCGAACGAUUUGGAAUGAUCUUCCAUGUGCGACGAAUUCAUGAAGUAAAGCGCGCGACAACGCGACGGGACGAUUACGAAAAAUUGGCCCGUAAAAUUCGAUACACGACGUACGCGGAGGUUAUGCAGAAGUAUAAUAUUCCGGGCAUGUGCUUUGGUCACCAUCGCGGUGACGUUCAAGAGAACGUUAUUUCCAACAUGAUGAAAGGACUGAGUUUGCUCAAUCUAAAUGGCAUGCAGGCGUGUAGUACUGUAAACGGCGUGCGAAUCUGGCGUCCGCUUCUAAAGUUCGACAAGGACGUCAUAUUUGAGUUUGCACACCGAUACGGCAUACCAUACUUCAAGGACACAACACCAAAGUGGAGUACGCGUGGCAAAGUUCGCAACCACCUAGUUCCGCUGCUCCGGGAUGUGUACGGUGACGGAUUCCUUAACAACCUCUCGGCUCUCGGUGCUGAGUCAACGCAGUGCGCUGAGCUCGUGGAUUCGCAGGUUCUGGCACCUAUUAUGAAAUCUGUCGGACAAAGUGAUGUGGCAGUGUGGCUAGACUGCGGACUGCUGUCAGACCAGCCCUUUUUCGUGUGGAAAGAGGUAUUUCGCCAGGUGUGUCACUCCAUCAUGGGCAACAGUAUGGUGCGCGAAAAGCCGCUUCAGGAGCUCAUCCAGAAAUUAAAGCGUCUAGAAGCUGGUCCAGUGGGUAAGUCCAAACACAAGAAUAAGGACGCUGAGGUGGGGUCGUGGAUCACGCUCAAGAAAGUCAAUCGGUCGUUCCUGACCAAAGACAAGCAGCUUAUCAUCUUCCGCGACCGCUUCUUUCCACACAAACCGUACGUCGCUCCUCAAUUUCCCAUUGUACUAGGCGAAUCGUACGUGUUUGGCCCUUGGAAAGUGCAGACGGAGCUCCUGGAUGAAGACCAUUGUACUGUGCAAAAACUUUCCAAGUGCAAACCGUUGACCGUCUGGGACCUCGUUCGCACCAAUGGCAUCUCGUAUGUGUUUCCAAACGCUCCACAAUUGAUUGUCGAGUGCGAUUCUCGCUUUCACGUGCUACGAGCCGUAGAAAAAGUCAUUACGGACGUUAUGCCGAUUGUGUCUUCCAUUGGUGCCUUUGAUGUCGUCGAAAUGGACGAUGUCACCUCGAAAUGGGUCCAUGUCACUAUGACAUAUUCUCAAUAG
Messenger RNA from Peronospora farinosa, 2016 nucleotides. The record is from the annotation of a GenBank genome assembly. NCBI's taxonomy places the organism in Eukaryota, Oomycota, Peronosporomycetes, Peronosporales, Peronosporaceae.